GACACAGAAUAAUGUGGGGUUUUGUUUGUUGACCGUGUCAUUAUUAUUAGUUUCUUUACUUUCUUUUUUAAAUUGUAACCACAGAGCUGUUUUGACGCUAGUAUUUUUAUAAUUCCACAGUUCGUUGCAAAAUCAACAAACAUUGCAUCAAUCUUACAAAGCAUUUUUCAUGUUGUCUUUGGCAUAAAAAGAAAACAUGAGGAAAGCAGGACUUAUAAGUGCAUUUACUCGACGCUUCUCACGAGAAGGAUCAUCAAACACAUCACAUGUAAAAGUAGGCCAGUGGGAUAUGAUUGGGCCACCGAAUCCUGUUUCAAAUCUAAGGCCAGUUAUUUUUCGAAUUAAGCCUAAUGAAUCCAAAGUUGAAGAAGAAUUUCGUCUACGCAGAGGUGAGGUCCAAGAAUGGAAUGAGAGGUUCUGGCAUGGUCACAACACAAGCUUUUUCAAGGAGCGAGAAGCGUACAUCGCUUCACACCUUCCAUCAGAUUCACCUGGAAAGGAGAAGAGAACAUUAUCAGCAAAAGAAAUGUCUGUAUUUUACAAACAGUUCCUCGACAAAAACUGGAAAGUUCAUUUGGAGUACAAUAUUGAAUGGUACAGGAAGAAUAUAGGUCUAGUUUUCUUAGCACUGAAAGUGAAAGUACAUCACUGGCUUCACAAAGUUCACUCUUCAACUCCAAGAACUCGAUAA
Molecule: messenger RNA, 691 nt
Organism: Bacillus rossius redtenbacheri
Lineage: Eukaryota; Metazoa; Arthropoda; Insecta; Phasmatodea; Bacillidae
Gene: Coa8
Product: cytochrome c oxidase assembly factor 8
Exons: 3
Coding region: 197-691 (164 amino acids)
Biological process (GO): intrinsic apoptotic signaling pathway
Cellular component (GO): mitochondrion
Source: RefSeq, a predicted model, not a curated record